Messenger RNA from Salvia hispanica, 568 nucleotides. RefSeq names its product cell wall protein precursor. NCBI's taxonomy places the organism in Eukaryota, Viridiplantae, Streptophyta, Magnoliopsida, Lamiales, Lamiaceae. The record is from RefSeq and is a predicted model, not a curated record.
AAAUCCAGCCUUCCAUCAUCACAAAUUCUCUACAACAAUCACAUUUCCCAUUCCCUUCAGCAAGACAAUGGCUUCUUCAACCUCCUUCUUCCUCUUCUUCCUCCUCGUCUCGUGCCUGGCCCUCGAGGCGGCCGCAGGGCGCGAGGUCCCGCCGACGGACUCCAAGUUGUCCUUUGACGGCUCUGUGUGGAUCCCGGGCCUCGGCCGUUACAUGAUUCCCAAGAAAGGCUCCAAGUCCUUGGACUACAACCCCAUCACUGGAUCCCCGGGAGGGAACGGUUUGUCCAUCCCUGGGUUUGGGGGAUCGACCGGAGGUCGCAACUACAUCCCCGGUGGAGACGACACAUUCGUGCCCAACCCUGGCACGGAGGUGCCUGUCUCUGGCGGCGGAGGGAUCCCCGUACCAUCCAACCCUUGAGCUCAUAUGAGACGAGAACUGUUGAAAUCUAUGUUUUUUUUUUCCUUAUGUUGUAUAAGGGCGUGUAGCAUUCUAUUUCUACGUUUCUCAUUGUUGUAGCUCUCUGCCAUGUUUGACGUCAAUAAAAAGUGUGUUGAGUGUGUUUCUCUA